AUGCCAAAUACCACAGACCCACCACUCACUGGAUGGGAACCAGAAGUCAAGAUGAUGGCCAUCCCUUUGUACAGUAUCACCAUGUUUUUAUCACUGGUUGGCAAUAUUCUGGUGAUCUAUGUCUUGUACAAAAGGCCCGAAACCAGACGUUUAACAAGUUUCAUGUAUGUAAACCUCGCUGUGGCCGACCUGCUAGUGACUACAGUUGUAAUGCCGAAGUCCUUAACAGUCAUACUAACGGACGAAAAAUGGAUAAGUGGACUAACUGGAGAACUGCUACACAAGUUAGUAGUAUUUACGUUUUAUGUUUCGAUUACGGCGUCAGUCUUCUCGUUAAGCGCCAUUGCAUUUGACUGUUUUCUCAGCAUCACAAAGCCAAUGCAGAGGUUCCCAAAGUUACGGAAUAAGAAAGUCUUUGUACCUUGUAUAUGGAUAAGUUCCAUGUGUCUUAUGAGCCCUUGGUUGAUCAUACCUAAAGUGUACGGUUCCUACACUUUCUUUGAGUUUAGUCAACUGGGUGAGUUUGAAGAUGCCGUCAGGGGAAUAUUUCUCUACAUGGUAAUCAGCAUUUAUAUAUUUCCUUUAACUGCAAUGAGUUUUCUCUAUGGAGUUGUCUGCCUGAAACUUAAAUCUCACACUUUGCCUGGCGCGUCCGUGAAACAAGACAAUGCGCGUGAUCGAGCAAACAAAACCAAACGCCAGAUGAUAAACAUGUCGAUAGCAAUCGUGGUAGCAUUUGGACUUUGCUGGCUUCCCGCGCAUGUCUUUCACACGAUUCUAGCGAACGAUGUGACAGUGCCUCAGAGGUUUCCAGGGUAUAUAAUGUUGCUUUGCUAUUGGUGUGGACACGCCAACAGUGCUGUCAAUCCAUGGAUGUUGAUCUAUUUUAACAAGGGAUUCCGAGCCGUGUUCCGGAAGAUAAUGGUAAGUCCGAUAUCUCGAAAGUUGUCUUAUAAUACCAUCACAUCAAAUGCGUCCAUAAGGUCG
Porites lobata is the source of this 987-nucleotide messenger RNA. Lineage: Eukaryota; Metazoa; Cnidaria; Anthozoa; Scleractinia; Poritidae. The record is from the annotation of a GenBank genome assembly.